Nannospalax galili (Upper Galilee mountains blind mole rat) is the source of this 3452-nucleotide messenger RNA. It is a transcript of the gene Ctnnd1, whose product is annotated as catenin delta 1. Bases 441 to 3437 code for a protein of 998 amino acids. Gene Ontology annotation, biological process: cell-cell junction assembly; cell-cell adhesion. Gene Ontology annotation, molecular function: cadherin binding. Gene Ontology annotation, cellular component: plasma membrane; cytoplasm; adherens junction. The transcript is spliced from 20 exons. The record is from RefSeq and is a predicted model, not a curated record. NCBI's taxonomy places the organism in Eukaryota, Metazoa, Chordata, Mammalia, Rodentia, Spalacidae.
AGAGGGAGAGGGAGAGAGGGAGGGAGGGAGAGAGAGAGAGAGAGAGAGAGAGAGAGAGAGAGAGAGAGAGAGAAAGAAAGAGAAAAAAAAAGAGAAUCAGGAAAGAUCCUGAAACAAGGAAGAGGUGGCGACAAUCAACUGCCUUGCUGGAUUUGUCUUUCUCAGAACAUUGGUGAAGCCUUGGGUUUGUUUCUUGAAGGACUGGUUAGAAGUCCGCGUUUGAGCACUUUCCUUCCUGCUUCCUCCUUGCUGUGGUGGCUGGGAUGCUUCUUCCAUGAUUUUUUUGAAUCUAGACUGGGCUGGUCUUUGUGCUAAUCCAAUCAAUUACAACCCUUCUCUUAACAGUGUGAAGUGAGGGGGGCCUUCUCCCUUCCUUCUGCUCCCUCUGUGGUCCACCUUCCUUUUUACCCUGCUCUGCGGCGGCUCCUCCCCUUACCUUCAUGGACGACUCAGAGGUGGAGUCGACCGCCAGCAUCUUGGCCUCUGUGAAGGAACAAGAGGCCCAGUUUGAGAAGCUGACCCGGGCGCUGGAGGAAGAACGGCGCCACGUCUCGGCGCAACUGGAACGCGUCCGGGUCUCCCCACAAGAUGCCAACCCACUCAUGGCCAACGGCACCCUCACCCGUCGGCAUCAGAACGGCCGGUUUGUGGGCGAUGCUGACCUUGAGAGACAGAAAUUUUCAGAUUUGAAACUCAACGGACCCCAGGAUCACAGUCACCUUUUGUAUAGCACUAUCCCCAGGAUGCAGGAGCCAGGGCAGAUUGUGGAAACUUACACAGAGGAGGACCCUGAGGGAGCCAUGUCUGUUGUCUCUGUGGAGACCUCAGAUGAUGGGACCACUCGUCGCACAGAGACCACAGUCAAGAAGGUUGUGAAGACUGUGACAACACGGACAGUACAGCCAGUCCCCGUGGGACCAGACGGGCUGCCUGUGGAUGCCACAGCAGUCUCCAACAACUAUAUCCAGACUUUGGGUCGUGACUUCCGCAAGAAUGGCAAUGGGGGACCUGGUCCCUAUGUGGGGCAAGCAGGCACUGCCACUCUUCCUAGAAACUUCCACUACCCUCCAGAUGGAUACAGCCGCCACUAUGAAGAUGGUUAUCCAGGUGGUGGUGACAACUAUGGCAGUCUGUCUCGGGUGACCCGCAUUGAGGAGCGGUAUAGACCCAGUAUGGAAGGCUACCGGGCACCUAGUAGACAAGAUGUCUAUGGGCCCCAGCCCCAGGUUCGAGUUGGUGGGAGCAGCGUAGAUCUGCAUCGCUUUCAUCCAGAGCCUUAUGGGCUAGAGGAUGACCAGCGUAGCAUGGGCUAUGAUGACCUGGAUUAUGGCAUGAUGUCGGAUUAUGGCACUGCCCGUCGGACAGGGACACCUUCUGACCCUCGCCGACGCCUCAGGAGCUAUGAAGACAUGAUUGGUGAGGAGGUACCACCGGAUCAGUACUAUUGGGCUCCUUUGGCCCAGCACGAGCGGGGAAGUUUAGCCAGCUUGGAUAGUCUGCGCAAGGGAGGUCCCCCACCUCCAAAUUGGAGACAGCCUGAGCUGCCGGAGGUGAUCGCCAUGUUGGGGUUCCGCUUGGAUGCUGUCAAGUCCAAUGCAGCUGCCUACCUGCAGCACUUAUGCUAUCGCAAUGACAAGGUGAAGACUGAUGUGCGGAAGCUCAAGGGCAUCCCUGUACUGGUAGGAUUGUUAGACCACCCCAAAAAGGAAGUGCACCUUGGAGCCUGUGGAGCUCUCAAGAAUAUUUCUUUUGGACGUGACCAAGAUAAUAAGAUUGCCAUAAAAAACUGUGAUGGUGUUCCUGCUCUUGUGCGAUUGCUUCGAAAGGCUCGUGACAUGGACCUAACUGAAGUCAUUACUGGAACUCUGUGGAAUCUCUCAUCCCAUGAUUCAAUAAAAAUGGAGAUUGUGGACCAUGCACUGCACGCCUUGACAGAUGAAGUGAUCAUUCCACACUCUGGCUGGGAGAGAGAACCUAAUGAAGAUUGUAAACCACGACAUAUUGAGUGGGAGUCGGUGCUUACCAACACAGCUGGCUGCCUUAGAAAUGUAAGCUCAGAAAGGAGUGAAGCUCGUCGGAAACUUCGGGAAUGUGAUGGCUUGGUUGAUGCCCUCAUUUUCAUUGUUCAGGCAGAGAUUGGGCAGAAGGAUUCAGACAGCAAGCUUGUGGAGAACUGUGUUUGCCUCCUUCGGAACUUAUCGUAUCAAGUUCACCGUGAAAUCCCACAGGCAGAGCGUUACCAAGAGGCACUUCCCAGUGUUGCUAACAAUACUGGGCCACAUGCUGCCAGUUGCUUUGGGGCUAAGAAAGGCAAAGAUGAGUGGUUCUCCAGAGGGAAAAAACCCACAGAGGAACCUGCAAAUGAUACAGUGGAUUUCCCUAAAAGAACUAGUCCUGCUCGAGGCUAUGAGCUCUUAUUUCAGCCAGAAGUGGUGCGGAUAUACAUUUCACUCCUCAAGGAGAGCAAGACUCCUGCCAUCCUAGAAGCCUCUGCUGGAGCUAUCCAGAACUUGUGUGCUGGGCGCUGGACAUAUGGUAGGUACAUCCGCUCUGCUCUGCGUCAAGAGAAGGCGCUCUCUGCCAUAGCUGACCUUCUGACCAGUGAACAUGAGCGGGUGGUGAAAGCUGCAUCUGGAGCACUGAGAAAUCUGGCUGUGGAUGCUCGGAACAAAGAGUUAAUUGGUAAACAUGCUAUUCCUAACUUGGUAAAGAAUCUGCCAGGAGGUCAGCAGAACUCUAACUGGAAUUUCUCUGAAGACACUGUGGUCUCUAUUUUGAACACCAUCAACGAAGUUAUUGCCGAGAACUUGGAAGCUGCCAAAAAGCUUCGAGAGACCCAGGGUAUUGAGAAGCUAGUGCUGAUCAACAAAUCAGGGAAUCGCUCAGAAAAAGAAGUUCGAGCAGCAGCACUUGUAUUACAAACAAUUUGGGGUUAUAAGGAACUGAGAAAGCCACUGGAAAAAGAAGGGUGGAAGAAAUCAGACUUCCAGGUGAAUCUCAACAAUGCUUCUAGAAGUCAGAGCAGUCAUUCAUAUGAUGACAGCACUCUCCCCCUUAUUGACCGAAACCAAAAAUCAGAUAAGAAACCUGACCGGGAAGAAAUUCAAAUGAGCAAUAUGGGAUCAAACACAAAGUCAUUAGAUAACAACUACUCCACGCUGAAUGAGAGAGGGGACCACAACAGAACACUGGAUCGAUCUGGGGAUCUGGGUGAUUUGGAGCCAUUGAAGGGAACACCCUUGAUGCAGGACGAGGGGCAGGAAUCUCUGGAGGAAGAGUUGGAUGUGUUGGUUUUGGAUGAUGAGGGGGACCAAGUGUCUUACCCCUCCAUGGUAUGUCCUCCAUUCACCCCCAAGAUGGUCCUGAGGAAGGAGGUUCCUGUGUGUCAGCAGUUUGUCAAUCAUACAGAUCUGAUCAGGCCCAAGACACUUGUCUGAGCCAUGCGGGGCCCA